UACAAACAUCAUACUUUUAAUAUGUAUAUACGCGACUUUAGCGGAACCACGACAAAAACACUCAAUCAUUCAAGACAAUGUCUCCAUUUCCCAAGCACAAGAAAAAAACGCACACAUGCUUAGAGUAAUUAAACAACUAAAUACCUUUUUGGUACGGAACCAUAAAAAUGCAAUAGACAUAGAUAACAAUAUGUCCAUCAAAGCGUUAUUACGUAAAUAUAAACGUGUAAGACGAGAUCUAGAUGCUGUUCGUAACCCAGAAAGUAGACGUGUAAAGAAAUACAAAGGAAACGUCCAAUUUUUUCAGAAUGCAAGUGCUUUGCAAUUUAGGACUAAAUGUUUAGACACUAUGUUGCAGCUGGUGUACAUGGUGAGGCAUUAUUUCAAACAGUUUGAAAAGUACGAUUAUAUAGACAGGACAUCGAUCGAAUAUAGGGUGGGCUUCAUUUGCAAGAAACUCAGAAUGUUGUUUAAGAAGUCAGUAAGGAUUUUCGAAGUCUUGAAUAUUUAUCAGAGGAAGUCUAAGUGGCAAUCGGGGAAGGGAAGCGGGCCGGCUAAAGUGACGGCACCGCUAUCUCUUCACCACAAGGUGGCCAAGAUGAAUGUGGACUUCGAAUAUUAUUAUAUGAUUUUAAAGAAAUUGCACAGGAAAGGCAGAAUUGGCAAAUACGAAACCGUGGACUACACCCAAGAAGUUUGGCAACUUGGGACUAUAGACUAGAUCAGCACAAGGGGAUUUUAAAAUAAAAUUAACUUGUUGUCCA
Molecule: messenger RNA, 764 nt
Organism: Leguminivora glycinivorella
Lineage: Eukaryota; Metazoa; Arthropoda; Insecta; Lepidoptera; Tortricidae
Exons: 2
Coding region: 116-721 (201 amino acids)
Source: RefSeq, a predicted model, not a curated record